Molecule: messenger RNA, 1525 nt
Organism: Cricetulus griseus (Chinese hamster)
Lineage: Eukaryota; Metazoa; Chordata; Mammalia; Rodentia; Cricetidae
Source: RefSeq, a predicted model, not a curated record
CCACCACCACCCUGCAUGACCUCUUUCUUAAGUCUAUCCCAGGUGCUGGAGUUAUGGCUUGCACCAUCAUACUCAUCCAUCUUAAAGAAUUCAUCCUGCCUUGUUCUUGCUGUCCGGCAUGCCAGUGCUUCUUCCACGAAUCUAAAAGAUGUACUGAGCAAUCUGAUACCCAAGGAGCAGGCCAGAAUUAAAGCCUUCAGACAGCAGCAUGGGAAGACGGUGGUGGGCCAGAUCACCGUGGACAUGAUGUAUGGUGGCAUGAGAGGCAUGAAAGGACUUGUGUAUGAAACAUCUGUUCUUGAUCCUGAUGAGGGCAUCCGUUUUCGAGGCCACAGUAUCCCUGAAUGCCAAAAACUGCUGCCUAAGGCUAAGGGUGGGGAAGAACCCCUACCUGAGGGCUUAUUUUGGCUGCUGGUAACUGGACAGAUGCCUACAGAGGAACAGGUGUCUUGGCUCUCACAAGAAUGGGCCAGAAGGGCAGCUCUGCCUUCUCAUGUGGUCACCAUGCUGGACAACUUUCCUACUAAUCUGCACCCCAUGUCUCAACUCAGCGCGGCCAUCACAGCCCUUAACAGUGAAAGUAAUUUUGCCCGGGCGUACUCGGAGGGCAUCAACAGAACCAAGUACUGGGAGUUGAUUUAUGAAGAUUGUAUGGACCUGAUUGCAAAGCUCCCUUGUGUGGCAGCAAAAAUCUACCGGAAUCUUUACCGGGAAGGCAGCAGCAUUGGUGCCAUUGACUCUAAGCUGGACUGGUCCCACAAUUUUACCAACAUGUUAGGCUAUACUGAACCACAGUUCACUGAGCUUAUGCGUUUGUACCUCACCAUCCACAGUGACCACGAGGGUGGUAAUGUGAGUGCCCACACCAGCCACUUGGUGGGCAGCGCCCUUUCAGACCCUUACCUGUCCUUUGCAGCAGCCAUGAAUGGGCUCGCAGGGCCUCUGCACGGGCUGGCAAAUCAGGAAGUGCUUGUCUGGCUGACACAGCUGCAGAAGGAGGUAGGCAAAGACGUGUCGGAUGAGAAGUUGCGAGACUACAUCUGGAAUACACUCAACUCAGGACGGGUUGUCCCAGGAUAUGGUCAUGCAGUACUAAGGAAGACUGACCCACGAUAUUCCUGUCAGAGGGAGUUUGCUCUGAAGCAUCUGCCUAACGACCCCUUGUUUAAGCUGGUUGCUCAACUGUACAAGAUUGUGCCCAACAUCCUCUUAGAGCAAGGGAAGGCCAAGAAUCCUUGGCCCAACGUGGACGCUCACAGUGGUGUGCUGCUCCAGUACUAUGGCAUGACGGAGAUGAAUUACUACACAGUCCUGUUUGGAGUGUCGAGGGCACUGGGUGUGCUGGCACAACUCAUCUGGAGCCGAGCCCUAGGUUUCCCACUAGAAAGGCCCAAGUCCAUGAGCACGGAUGGUCUGAUGAAAUUUGUGGACUCUAAGUCAGGGUAAAACGGGAGAUUGGGGGAAACUGACUAUAAGAAAAUGAGGAAGCUUAAAAAAUAAAGUAUAAUUUUGUUUUGUUUCAGGG